AUGUCGGGCUACGCCAACGUCUUCACCUCAGACCGUCUCAUCUACGAGCCCCUCGACCCUAAAGACUCCAAAACAAAAGACUUCUACUACAGCCUCAAACGCGAUCCCAAUGUCGACGUCUUUGUCGAUAUCAACGUCCUCAGCCCCCGCUGCCGCAGCGACUUGGACGAAAAGUCCUGGGAAGACCGCAUGAACGCAGAUCUCUUCAAGGCCGUCAUCUGUAUCAAGCCCGACAACUGGGACGAACUGGCUUCCCAGCCAGGCACAUCCGCUCUGCGCGGCAUCCCCAUUGGAUUCAUCGUCAUCUUUGGAAGUCCUGCCACAUUUGCCUCACACCGCCGCGGCACCCUGGGCAUCUCCUUGUCCACACAGUACCACGGCAAGGGCUACGGCACCGAGGCGCUGAUCUAUCUGCGCGACUGGGCCUUUCGCUUCGGCAACCUCCACAGCCUGAGCCUCGACGUGGCGAGUUUCAACGAGAAAGCUAUUGGCAUGUACAAAAAGGUCGGCUUUGUCGAGGAGGGUAGGAUGAGAGAGGCCCUCUACUUUGACGGCGAGUGGCGGGACGCCCUCAGUAUGUCUAUUCUGCGCCAGGAGUGGGAUGAGAUACAGAAGAAGAAGAAUGCGGCCGUUCAGGAGAAAUAA
Messenger RNA from [Torrubiella] hemipterigena, 645 nucleotides. NCBI's taxonomy places the organism in Eukaryota, Fungi, Ascomycota, Sordariomycetes, Hypocreales, Clavicipitaceae. The record is from the annotation of a GenBank genome assembly.